UUUUGGCUUUAUUUUCUUUUCUUUUCUUCGUCACUCCAAUUUCAAGCCUCACAUUUCUUCAACACACAAAUGGCUGCCACAACAGCCACUAUCCCUGUCCGGUCCGACCGUAUCUCUGCCGGUUCAUCUUUCCCAAGACCACCACCGGUUCGCAGUCUCGUUAAACCGAUCCUCACCGAACCUUGGCCGCUACGUAAAAGGUGGAGGCACGCGUCAACGAGGAGCGUGGGACCGGUUCAAGCGAGUUCGCGCGCAGAUGACUCAGCACCGUUCGAGAUGUCGGUUGAAAACGCGCUGAAGCUGUUAGGUGUAUCGGAAGGUGCUUCCUUUGAUGAUAUACUUCGCGCCAAAAACUCCAUCGUUGCUUCUUGCAAAGAUGACCAAGAAACUAUUUCUCAGGUCGAGGCUGCAUAUGACAUGUUGCUUAUGCAGAGGUUAACUCAGCGGCGAGCAGGAAAAGUAGUGAGCAGCAGUGUUCGUUAUGCCGAUGUAAAACGUGUUCAGUCCCAGGCUAAUAGUUCAAUGCCUCAAUGGAUGCAAUCCACCAUGAAGAAAGCACCAGUUUCAAUUGAGUCACCUUCCACCAGGGAUCUUGGUCUACAAGCUGGAGUAUAUGGUGCACUGAUGGGUUUGACCUAUUUUAGUGGCUCUUCUUCGCCCCCUGCAGGUUAUGCUGGGGCUGAUGUUCCGGGACUUAUCUUGGCUGGUAGCUUUGGUGCUUCCUUGUACUUCAUGACCAAAAAGAAUGUUAAGUUAGGGAAGGCUGUUGUUAUAACCAUAGGAGGGCUCGUAGCUGGUGCUGUUGUAGGGUCAGUUGUAGAGAACUGGUUGCAGGUAGAUAUUGUCCCAUUUCUAGGCAUACGCUCCCCUGCUGCUGUUGUUAGUGAAGUCAUAAUCAUCUCUCAGUUCUUGGUUUCGCUAUACCUAAGGUAGACAGGAAAACUUGGUGAUCUCGUAUUAAAAUGUGAAAUCUGUAAUUAUUCAUUUGCAUGAUCAUGUCCAAGGGUUGACAGGGAAGGCUACUGUUAUAGCGGUUUAGCUGGCCCAGUGGUAGCAUCAGCUGUAGAGAACUGGUCGCUGUAGAAAUUGUCCCAUUUUUGGGCAUAGGGUUCCCUGUUGAUCUUGUUAGUGAAAUCAUAAUUCUUGGUUUCUCUGUACUUAAUCUAGACAGGAAAACAUGGCAACCUUGUAUCAAAAGCAAACAUGACAAUCUUGUAUCUAAAGCUGAAACUUGUAAUUUUUCAAUUACAUGCAGCAUGAUCAUACCUCAUGCAUUUUUAGGAUGUAAAAUGAUUGCAUAUUGUACAAAACAUAAUAUGAAAUGUAGUUGUUUAUCUGGCAAAUUAAAAAGCAGCAUGCAAUAUAUAUUGUAAA
Messenger RNA from Medicago truncatula (barrel medic), 1374 nucleotides. Its product is annotated as protein CHAPERONE-LIKE PROTEIN OF POR1, chloroplastic. The record is from RefSeq and is a predicted model, not a curated record. Bases 70 to 933 code for a protein of 287 amino acids. Gene Ontology annotation, cellular component: chloroplast membrane. Lineage: Eukaryota; Viridiplantae; Streptophyta; Magnoliopsida; Fabales; Fabaceae. The transcript has 3 exons.